Molecule: messenger RNA, 5163 nt
Organism: Meleagris gallopavo (turkey)
Lineage: Eukaryota; Metazoa; Chordata; Aves; Galliformes; Phasianidae
Gene: TMEM156
Product: transmembrane protein 156
Source: RefSeq, a predicted model, not a curated record
AAGCUAAACCAGGAAGGAAGUUGCCACCUCUGUACUAGAUGGGAGUGCUUCAGUGGCAUGUGCUUGAUUCUGAAAAAAUCAGAACUCUUCAGGUUAGCACUAGGAGUACUCACCAUGUUUAUUUUAUGUUUACCUGAGUUUUUCAAAGUCCAUGAAGCUAACACUGUAGUUGUAUCGUGCAUGGAUACCUGCUCAUUAAUUAACAUCACCUUUCCACUUUGUACUUUUAAUAAUUCUUGCAAAAGAUCGCUGCAACAAAAAAGAGAAAAUCAGAUUGUCUUACUGAAGACCAUUGUAAAUCAUUCAGCUUUCCAAAAUAUUCCAUGUAUUUGCCUGUCCUCUAAUAGUGAACAACAGUCAAAUACUAAGUACUCAGAGUCUGAAUCCGGCAGAGAUGUGAAUGUUUAUCAUCAAGAAUCAAGACCAAUAGAUAAAAAAAUUCCUAUAGCAAAAGUCUCAUCUGAAGUGAACAUGGAAGAUGCUAUUUCUUUUUAUAAAUAUUUUAAUUUCACCAUGCUUCAUGCAAAUGAAGAAGUAGAGCAUAGUACCUACUAUAUUCUGGAAAUCCACAUCAACAACUCCAUGGUCAGAGGAAGAAGUGCAGCUGAAGAAUAUCUAAAUCACUCUUGUCUCAUGGCUAUGAUCAAUGACCAAAAUGGCUGUAUGAAUAUUUCACUGCAACUGAAGUCUUAUGUGGAAUAUCCAAUGUGUAUGACGAAGAUCAUUUGGCUCAGUAUGAUUCCAGUUGUUAUUGUCUUGACUGUUUCAGUUGUCAUCUACAAAAUAGUCCAAGAAAAUGGCCAAAACUAUUGUAAGCGCAGAGGAGCAGCAACAGUUUCUACUGAUCAAGGGAAAAGUGGUUCCAGACAUGAUAUAAGAACCAUUUCUGCUACUAAAGUUCAUCUAUUUCCUGCGAAGACCAACGGACAACUGAUUCCACUUACUGCACAGGCCAUAAAGAUACUGCCCAUAAUUCCUGAACAAGAGCACUGUCAUCUGAGUACAUCAAGUAUUCAAGGUGGUACCCUAUGAAAUACAAUUUCUAUUGCAUGAAAGAAAGAAACAAUACACCGCAGAAGACAGCAUCUCUAUUUCCAGUUUGGGCACUCUGUUAUUCAUUUUUUUAGGAGAAUGCCAGCUGUGCAGUUUAGUUGAGAAGCUUCAUUUUAUCUAAGAGAACUACUUGGUAUUAAGAAAAUAUGAAUAAUGGACAAACACACUUUGCUUUAGAAUCAACUUCAGUAGUAAAUUAUGGAUUCCCAUCUAUUUUCUGUUCGUUCAAGAUUUAUGCUUAAUCAUAAGGUCCUGAAAUAAUCCAUACAAUAAUUUAUUUUUCUAACUGGGAGGAAAUUUAUAUUCUCCAUAGAAUAAAAUACUGAUAAAAGAUAGAAAUCAACCUAUGUUUUCCUGAAAUGAGUAUAGUUUUCAGCUUUUUUAAAUCUCCUGGUGACUGAGAUGUGUAAGAAAGAUCAUUUCUUGCUGUUGAGGAAGAUGGCCAACAGAAUGCAGAAGGAGAGAGUUCUGCAGUACAUUUUAAUUUCUGCAGCAACCUAGGAAGACAUUCAUAAAUUUUGCAACAUCUCAGGGGAUAAAGAAAAAAACGUGGAAAAUUUGUACAUUUGGCUUAAAUCCACUAAAUCAUUAUUAUUGUUUUAUUUUCUAAGCCAUUAAGAUGCCAAAUGGGUUUUGUACUUUUUGAAAAACUGCAUUUCUAUUUUUUGGAUUAGCUUAGGUCAUUAGUAUUCAAACUCAUUAUCUCCUGGAACUUUUCCUUACUUUCCAUUUAUUACUGCUCCUCUGAGCAUAGUGGAGCUGUUUGGGCUGAGCAGGGUCCCAAAGUCAUUCGGCUCUAACACGUUAUUUGUGCGUAUAAUCUAACCAUAAAUUAGUAGGCAGAGACAGAAAUUGCAGAGCUAGGGCUUCAGACUCCCUUGUGCUAAAUCCAUCAGGAUGAACAGAUUGUAAACUGCCCAUUGCAAAUAUGAUAUGCAGCAAUUUAGCGUCACGUUAAUACUUCAUAACCUCCAUCCCUUACAUUUAUAUAGCUUUUCUCUCCUGAAGCUUUCUGAAAUUGCUUCUCCAGCCACUGCACUGCAUGAUGCAGUUCAGAUUUAAUAGGAAUAGUUGUGAACAUUAGCUUCAGAAUAAUGUGAGCCCAUAUGAUUUUUUUUAAGUUUAGUUGUACAAAACUGUAGCAUUUGUUUCUGUUGUUUGUUACCAUCUCAUAAAAAAAUGCCAAAGAAAAAUACUGACUUUCUUGAUUUAGGGGCUUUUAGUUUCAUUGCUUAUCUAUGGUAACAACUUAAAGCUUUUCAGAAAUGGAUUUUUUAAUGCGGUCUAUAAAAUAAACCUUUUUUUUCCCCCCCCCUUUCUGUGGAACCUCUACUUACAGAUGGAAGGGAAAUACCUAUUGAAAGUUACUUUAGAAUUGCUAAGGCCAUUUGAGUCAGUUUUUAAAUGCUUCAGAUGAUGGCACUAUCUAUCACUCUUCCCCUUCAGUAAUCCUGGGAUUUUGGUGGUAGAGAGAGCCCUGCUCCUUGUGACCCCAAUUUAAUUUCCUUUCUCCUGUAAUUUAUUUCUUCUCUCUUUGUUGUUGUUGUUGUUGUUGCCUAUAGCCUCCUUCUUUUUUUCUCCUUGGAGGGAGAAAUUGUGACUUUAUUACCCACAGUUAUCCAACAGCUUUCUAAAUGUUUUACUGUCUUGAAAGUUUGCAGCUCCUGAGUUACUGCUGUGAGAAAGAAAAACCUUUUAAUCUCUCUCUUGAGUAGAGCUUACUUUGUUUUGCAGGUAGGAUCCAAACUGUAGGAAAGCAGAGACUUCUCUCAGUCUCUCCAGGACACUUGCCCCAGGCAGGUUGGUUCUCUGUUGAGCUCACCCCAGUUUACUGAUGCUUCACUUCCAAACCAGAUACAAUCAUGUAGGAGUGGUCUCACAAGUGCCAAGGUGGAUUAUCAGCUCACUUGAGCUACUGGCCGGUGUUCUUUCUAAUGCAGCUAAGGAGACUGUCGGCCACAUCCAACUUGCUCUCCACCAAGGCUUCUUGGUCUCUGUCAGAGAGCUGCUUACCAGUCAGUCUGUCUGCUGGAGUGGUGUGACAGUUCUUCCAUAUCACCCACAAAAAAGCAUGAUCCAAGGGUGCGUGUAUACAAGUUUCCUUGAUUUCCUCUCCUGGAUAGGAAGGUCGUGCUGUUAAAGUCGCCUUUUUAUGAGAGUCUUUCUGCUCAUUACUCUUUUUCACUUCUGCAUUUGAAAAGAAAAAGCUUUUCUAGGUUUUGAGAGUGUUGUGAGAAUGAAUGUUUUUGCACAGAGGCCAUCUAUGCAUAGCAUGGAAACAACCAGGAGAAGCUCUGCAACAAAACUCAUUCCUGGGCCUUGAGGAAGGGUCUGACUUAUUCAGGGCAACCUGGUUCCUGCUGGUGAUGGAGCUGGCACAGACAUAGGCCAGUCUGCUGGGCAGGGGCAGGGGUAAGGUGUCCUGAAGGAAUCACUCCUUUGACUGUUUCCUAAACCUGUUCACUUCCACUGAAGGAAGGAGGAGGAGACUAAAAAACAACUAAUUUGCUCAGUCAUUUUAAUCCUCUGUCUUCACCCUGGGUUUUUUUGGAAACUGAGUAUGUGAAGAGAGGAAGGAUAUCCUGGCAUAGCCUCUCAGGCACAAUGUGAGGGAUAGGAGGAAGAACCUCAGAAGCUGGGGGGGAAGGAGGUGAGGAGGAGCUGGAUGAACAAAAAUGACGGAAAGGCAGAGCCGAUGGCUCUACCUCAUACAGGAAUGUGUGAAAUAGUCAUGGGGUGAGAGGGAGAACUGAUGAGGGGACUGAAGGAAAGAUGCUCUGUCACCUUAAAAAUAAGAAUAGUAAAGGCUGCUGAUGCAGUGAGAUAAGCCAGGGCAGUAAGAAUAACAGUUUUACAAGUCUAGUAAAUGGCUUGAGAGUCGUUUAAAGAUGUGUAAAAGUUGUUUGCAGCAUUCUGGCUGUAAGUGACACUGUCUGACUCCAGAUCUGGCACCUUUUGUUGAAUGCCUUUCAGCUUCACCCCUUUAGCACAGAAGAGGAAUAGCUUACAUUUGUUUGAGUAACGUCUUCACCCCUUCCUCUUCUCAGCAGCAGCAAAUUCAGUUCACUAAGAAUUACAGUUAGGCCUUGCUACCGACUUUUUAGACUCCCUUUGCCCAUUACUGUACAAUUAAAGAAGAAAUAUUCUUUCACUCCUUGGAUAAAAUGUUUGAAAGGCAAAAUGAAUAGCUGGUGCUCUUUCUUGAGUCUAUUAGAGCAUCUAUCUGAAAGACGGUAAAGAGAAGCUGUGAAAAGGAGAUCAAAAUGGGUAGGCUAAUAAGUUCUUAGCGGAUCUGUGCUCAGAGACUUUUGGGGUACAGGUGAUAAAGGGAGAAUGAGCACUGCAGAUCUAGCACAAAUUAGCUGUCUUCUUUACUUUGAGCUUCACUGCCUUUAAUGUUCUUGUCUUUGCCUUCCUUCAACUCCACGCAGAUUUUUCUUUUACUUCAGAAGUGCUGUUAUUCCAGUUCUGCUGGAACUAAUCAGAUGUCAUCUCCUGUUUAUUUUGAACAAUGCUGAAAAAUUCUUUGAAAGACUCUUUUCUCUAAUACAAUCUUGAAAAUUAUCUCUGUUUUCAGACAGUAUGCCCUUUUUUGCCUUUGAAAAAUAAUCUUUCCUCUUCCAUCUGUUUAAUACAGGUCAAUUUCUGACAUUUUAUUGUCUCUUUUUUUUUUAAUGCAAAACAGCACGCCAUCAGCAAUACAAUUCUAUAAACACUGAGCAUUGUGAAUGCUGAGGUUGGUAUCUGAGCAUGGAAAACGUACAGGCUGCACAAUAAAGCAGCUGUUCAUAUUCUCAUAUUCUCAGCAACAAAGGUUGACCUGAAACAGAAAAAAAUGCGUCAAGUCCAGAGGGCUUUACAGUCAGACUAUGAAUCUCAAAGUAGGUCAGACUGGCUGAGGGUGUCACUUUAAGCCUUGCUCUCAGAUGGUUUUUAAAAGAACUCAGGAAAGUAGUUUUCCACUCUUUACAUUCUUUUGAGACUAACAGAAAGGACAGGGCUGUCAUUUGAGAUAGAAGCAGAAUGUCUCAAAGAUAAUCCUAUGAGCAGGGUGACUGCUUGUGUGCUAAAAACCACUUCUCUGAUUCUGGGAAAAAAAAAAAAAAAAAA